This is a messenger RNA of Hylaeus volcanicus, 2133 nucleotides long. It is a transcript of the gene Srp54k, whose product is annotated as signal recognition particle subunit SRP54. Gene Ontology annotation, molecular function: GTPase activity; endoplasmic reticulum signal sequence receptor activity; ATP hydrolysis activity. The transcript has 10 exons. Gene Ontology annotation, biological process: SRP-dependent cotranslational protein targeting to membrane, translocation; SRP-dependent cotranslational protein targeting to membrane. Lineage: Eukaryota; Metazoa; Arthropoda; Insecta; Hymenoptera; Colletidae. The record is from RefSeq and is a predicted model, not a curated record. Bases 375 to 1895 code for a protein of 506 amino acids. Gene Ontology annotation, cellular component: cytosol; signal recognition particle, endoplasmic reticulum targeting.
CGUGAGCCCAGCGCUUCGGAUGACUUCGGACAAUUUCGAGAGUUGAGAGGGAUGGUGAAUAUGAGCCGUUCUCUCUAGCUCUUACGUAGGAAACAUAAUACUUGGAUGACAUUCUGACAUCUUUACAUCGUAACCAUCUGCAAAGCAGAAAUAUCCUGUUGACAGCAAUUAUUUGUGAAGUGAGACUCGAGCAAUUUCAAACAAAAAUAUAUUUCAAAGUUAGAUUAAAUAUAUGUAUAAAUACUCAAUUAUUCAGUUCCAUUUUGAACAGAAACACGGAUGUGUCACCAAAGUGUGUUGGCAAAAUUUGGAUAACAACUGUGCGGGUAUAGUUUCUUAUUCUGGUCGCGUGAACGUAAAAUAGCGAUACCAAAAUGGUUCUCGCGGAUUUAGGUCGCAAAAUUACAUCUGCGCUUCGGUCUCUCAGCAAUGCGACUGUUAUCAAUGAAGAAGUUCUUAAUUCUAUGCUAAAAGAGAUAUGUGCUGCACUACUGGAAGCAGAUGUCAACAUAAGACUUGUUAAGAAACUUAGAGAAAAUGUACGUCUUGUUAUUGACUUCGAUGAUAUGGCUGGGGGUCUUAAUAAAAGGAGGAUGAUACAGAGCGCCGUCUUUAAAGAGCUUGUAAAGUUGAUUGAUCCAGGAGUAAAAGCCUAUCAGCCUGUGAAAGGACGACCAAAUAUAAUUAUGUUCGUUGGUCUGCAAGGUUCAGGAAAAACUACCACUUGCACAAAACUUGCAUAUCAUUAUCUAAAGAAAAAUUGGAAAGCUUGCUUGGUUUGCGCUGAUACUUUUCGAGCUGGCGCUUACGAUCAAAUAAAACAAAAUGCAACGAAAGCUAGAAUUCCGUUUUAUGGAAGUUAUACAGAAGUAGACCCAGUGGCAAUAGCACAGGAUGGCGUGGAAAUGUUUAAAAAAGAAGGUUAUGAGAUCAUUAUUGUUGAUACUAGUGGCAGACACAAACAGGAAGAGUCCCUAUUUGAAGAAAUGCUUCAAGUUGCUAAUGCAAUUCAACCAGAUAAUAUAAUCUUUGUAAUGGAUGCUACAAUAGGGCAGGCUUGUGAAGCUCAGGCGAAAGCUUUCAAAGAACGUGUUAAUGUUGGUUCUAUCAUCAUCACAAAACUUGAUGGGCAUGCAAAGGGUGGAGGUGCUCUUUCAGCGGUUGCUGCAACACAAAGUCCAGUGAUUUUUGUUGGCACAGGAGAACACAUAGAUGAUCUGGAGCCUUUCAAGACAAAACCUUUCAUUAGCAAAUUAUUGGGUAUGGGCGAUCUAGAAGGUCUUAUAGACAAAGUGAAUGAAUUAAAUCUUGAUGAUAAUGAAGAAUUACUUGAAAAAAUCAAACAUGGACAGUUCACUUUGAGGGAUAUGUACGAACAAUUUCAAAAUAUUAUGAAAAUGGGUCCGUUUUCUCAGCUGAUGGGGAUGAUUCCUGGUUUUAGUCAAGAUUUUAUGUCGAAAGGUACAGAGCAGGAAUCUAUGGCAAGACUAAAACGUUUAAUGACUAUCAUGGACAGUAUGAACGACUCAGAAUUAGACAACAGGGAUGGUGCAAAAUUAUUCAGUAAACAGCCAGGGAGAAUAGUAAGGGUAGCACAAGGUUCUGGAGUGACUGAAAAAGAAGUCAAGGAUUUAAUUACACAGUACACGAAAUUCGCAGCCGUUGUUAAAAAGAUGGGCGGUAUUAAGGGAUUAUUUAAACCUGGAGAUAUGACUAAGAAUGUAAAUUCAACACAAAUGGCAAAAUUGAAUCAUCAAAUGGCAAAAAUGAUGGACCCAAGAGUUUUGCAUCAAAUGGGUGGUAUGCCAGGAUUACAGAGCAUCAUGAAGCAGCUUCAGCAAGGUGCAGCAGGUGGACUUGGAAACUUAAUGGGUGGUUUUGGUGGAAAAUCGUGAGAGUUAGCUCAAUGAUGAAAAAAUUCAUUGGCCAGAUUCACUGUCGGUCUCUGAUAUAAUUCUUCGUUAAACAUCAAUAAUAAAGGAGAGGAAGGGACUUCGAAGCCGUGACUUUUCAUCGAGGAUGAUCUCUUAAACAAAAAAAUAAUAAAAAUCUAGAGGAAAUUUUAUUAUUUAUGUUCAGAGAUUUUUCUCAACGCGAAAAACAAAUAAAAAGAGAUUUUCUGUACUAUAUGUA